Messenger RNA from Laccaria bicolor S238N-H82, 1509 nucleotides. Its product is annotated as aldehyde dehydrogenase. The record is from RefSeq and is a predicted model, not a curated record. NCBI's taxonomy places the organism in Eukaryota, Fungi, Basidiomycota, Agaricomycetes, Agaricales, Hydnangiaceae. The coding region runs from base 1 to 1509 and encodes 502 amino acids. Gene Ontology annotation, molecular function: aldehyde dehydrogenase (NAD+) activity. The transcript has 13 exons.
AUGACAGGAACAUUCUCCUACACUUUCGAUACCGCAGCUUACAAGGGUACAGCUACCAUUAACACUGGUCUUUUCAUCGACGGAAAAUGGGUAGAACCGGUUGAGGGAGGGACUAUCGACGUCGUCAAUCCGGCGACCGGAAAGGUCAUUACCAAAGUCUCAGCUGGCUCCACCAAGGACGUCGAUAUCGCAGUUGCGGCCGCGAAGAAGGCAUACAAAACAUUAUGGGGUUUGAAGACUCCUGGUGUCGUACGAGGAAAGUUGCUGAAUAAGCUUGCCGACCUCAUUGAGAAGAACGCUGCGGAGUUCGCCGCAUUGGAAGCGUUAGAUGCCGGCAAGGUUUACGAGAAAGCUAAGAGCCAAGACGUAGCUGGUGCGAUUGCCGUCAUCCGUUACUAUGCUGGCUGGGCGGACAAGAUUCAGGGAAAGACCAUUGAGACAAACGACAAGAAGUUCGCGUACACCAGGCAUGAGCCUUACGGCGUAGUCGGCCAAAUAGUUCCAUGGAACUUCCCUAUGGGAAUGGUUUCUUGGAAAAUCGGACCCGCCCUCGCGACAGGAAAUACUAUCGUUCUCAAACCUUCCGAGAUGACCCCGUUGACUGCCCUCAAAUUAGCGGGUCUCAUCAACGAAGCCGGCUUCCCUCCUGGUGUCGUUAACAUCGUAAACGGCUACGGUCAUACCGUCGGGCAAGCCAUCAGCGAGCACCCGCUCAUCGAAAAAGUCGCCUUCACGGGAAGCACUUUGACGGGCCGCAAAAUCCUUAGAGCCUCUGCAGAAACUAAUCUCAAGGUCGUCACGCUCGAACUUGGCGGGAAGAGCCCUACCAUUAUCUUUGACGACGCGGACAUUGACCAGGCGGUCAAGUGGGCUUCCCAUGGAAUCUUUUUUAAUAUGGGCCAAUGUUGCACUGCGGGUUCGCGCAUCUUCGUCCAGGAGGGGAUUUACGACGAAUUUUUGAAAAGGUUCACCGCUAUCACCAAGUACCUGGGUGAUACCACUGGCGACCCGUUUACACCCAGCACGCAACACGGACCUCAGGUUUCACAAAUCCAGUUCGACCGCGUGAUGGGGUAUAUCGAAUCCGGAAAAGAGGAAGGCGCAAAGGUACACAUCGGAGGCGUGCGUCACGGAGAGGAAGGGUUCUUCAUCAAGCCGACGAUCUUCACUGACUGCCAUCAGGGCAUGAAGAUUGUCAGGGAGGAGAUAUUUGGGCCCGUGGCGGCAAUCAUCAAGUUCAAGACGGAGGAAGAAGUGAUUGAGCUGGCGAAUGACACCACGUAUGGACUGGCGAGCAAUGUGUUCUCGGAGAAUGGGAGCAGGGCGAUUCGGGUAGCACACGCUAUUGAGUCUGGCACUGUUUGGGUCAACUGUGCGCAGAUGAGCGAUGUGUCAGUUCCGUUUGGUGGUUACAAGCAGUCGGGGAUGGGGCGUGAGCUGGGGGAGUAUGCUUUGGAUACGUACACCCAAGUAAAGGCUGUUCAGGUUAAUCUUGGAGUCAGGCUAUAG